AUGGUUGGGGAGGUCGCUUAUCGAUUGAACUUACUAGCAUGGUUGGGGCAUGUUCACAAUGUGUUCCAUGUGUCGAUGCUGAGGAAGUAUACUCUAAACACAUCGCACAUCAUUGAGUAUGAAGCUAUCUCUCUUCAAGAGAACGUGACAUGUGAGGAACAACCUAUUAGAAUCCUGGCGAGAGAGUUAAAGGUGAUAAGGGAUAGAGGGAUUCUCGUAGUCAAGGUCUUAUGGCAGAACCAAAGAGAAGACGAGGCUAUUGGAGAGUCAGAGUCGGAGUUGUAUGAGAAGUAUCCUCAUUUGUUAAAUUUUCAGCUUGAGGUUGUACUUUGA
Molecule: messenger RNA, 333 nt
Organism: Humulus lupulus (European hop)
Lineage: Eukaryota; Viridiplantae; Streptophyta; Magnoliopsida; Rosales; Cannabaceae
Exons: 1
Coding region: 1-333 (110 amino acids)
Source: RefSeq, a predicted model, not a curated record